AUGGAAUUACUUUUGGAAAAUAAAAUAAUUUAUUUAGGUUUAGCUCUUCGUCAUGUUUAUAAAAAAUCAAAUGUUCAACCAGUUGUUAAUUCAUCAGAAAAUGAACAUGUUUAUCGUAUGCCUGGUUUAUUAGGUGAUGCAAGAGAAUAUAUGAUUGAAAGAUUUUAUAGAAAUGAAAAUAGUGAAGAUGAUUCUGAAUAA
Messenger RNA from Rotaria sordida, 201 nucleotides. The record is from the annotation of a GenBank genome assembly. NCBI's taxonomy places the organism in Eukaryota, Metazoa, Rotifera, Eurotatoria, Philodinida, Philodinidae.